AGUAGAAAGUUUUUGUUUGUAAUGAGGCAGUGCCAUUGCACCACUAAAUCCAUGUAAACCCUGUGUGUCAAGAUGGAUUUGCAUUGAAGAGUGUGUUCACACCAGGAACCUCGAGCUGAAGGAAUCCCCCCUCCUUCCCCUUUUCUUUCCUUCUGGUCUCCUUUGACCUCUGAUUUAGUUUGCGGCAAGCGGACAUUACCAGCCUCAGGAAUGGCACUACUCCCAUGUCCACAAUGCCAUUUUAGGCCCAUUUGGGGAGCUGAUGACUGAGAGUGACCUAAACCGUAUUGAGAAGCAAAUUGAAAACCUGCAGGUCAUGCACAAGGUCUCAGAAGUCGAGAAGGAGCUGGAAGAACUGGAGCGGGAGCUUCACCAGCUUCUACCGGUUUCUGCUGCCCUCAAUCAAGGGCACUUCUCAGUUAAUCCAAAGCAGGUACAUGGUCAAGCUGAAGAUCUUCCAGCCUGGUGCAGCAAGAUUUCUACCCUGCUCAAGAGUAUGGCCAUUCUUCUUGCCACCCUGGGGGGAAAAGAGAUAGAUAUCUUGGAUCUAAUAUGUCCUGGAUAUUCUCAAGAAGAAGCAAAGAAUGGGAGCACAGGUCAGCCUGAACCAGCAGGAUCUGUUAGUACUGGCUUUAUUGGACGAUCUCAGUCCUUCUCAACAAGAGAGGAUGUAGAGAAGGAGAUAAAGCAGUGUGGAGUUUCAGUGAAGAACCUCAAGGCCAAUUACGAAAUUCAGAAUCAGCAGUCUGCAGAUAACAAUGCAAACAGGGUGUACAAACGCAAGAGAUCACUCCCUGUGGUAAGUGAAUCCAGUAAUCGUCCAGAAACAAUUCGUGAGGAUGAUGUCCCUGAUUCUUCUGCUGAGGUCCUUCAGUCCCAUAUCAAUGGAGAUUUACCUUCAGUGGAGGAAUCAGUGUUACCACUUAUUGAAGAGCCAGUUAUAAUUGCAUCUCAUGCUCCUGUGACGUAUGUGCCCUCUGAGGUAAUGGCUCCAACUAACAUUGAACAGUUCAAUCAGGUUCUUUCUGCAGACCCUGUUUUAAAUGAUGAUCAACUAACAAGAAGCUUGGAGGUGCAGACAGAUCUAAGCUAUGUCCAGGAAUGCAUUGAAAUGAGGAAAGAAAGAAUCGUCUUCCUGUUCCUUGAGCACUGGCGGAAGUACACAAUCUCGGAGUCCUAUCGGACUAAACAUACUGGCAGGAGAGGAAAUAAUUUACAUGUGGGCUGGGAGGACUAUGACCAAUUCAGUGCACAGAUUGGUGGGGAGAUGACGAGUGAAGACGACAAACUCCUUCUUUUCAUGAAGUCAAAGCAGGUAGUAGGGAAUCUGAUUGGUCACUGGAGGACAAUUAUGAGUCAAGUGCCCACACGCCAGAUUCGCAGGCUGAGUCGGGCCCAGAUGAUCUACUGGCCCGAGCACUUCUUGCCACACAUCAACGGGUCUCCUGUGAGCUACGAAAGCCUAACUCUUGACCUCUUUAUGCUUGGUUACUUCCAGUUGCUGGAAAUGAACAUGUCUCGCAGUGAGCGUAAAUUCCGACACCUCUUGUGCUAUGAGAUGUUUGACCGUCUUGGCAGCCAUAAAUGGGAGGUUAUACGGCAGUUUCACAAGGAGGUCAUGGAGGAAAUUGAGAGAGGGAAGAGAGACUGGACGGACGGUUUUGAAAACAUAAAACACAAAUAUUUCGGAGACUCAAAUGAUGGGGGAGGUGUGAUGACGGCUUCUCUACGCUCUAUGUCUCCUGACAUGUCCGUUAUGCCAUUGCAGGAGUCACUCCCUCCCCCACCUCCUCAUCCUCCACCUCCUCCACCACCUACCCAUCCUGCACCUCCACCACCUACCAAUCCUGCACCCCCACCUCAGUCUGCUCCACCUGCACCAUCACAAGAACCCUCCCCACCAGCACCACAAUCAAAUGUUUCUCCAUCAUCAUCACCUGCUGCAUCCCAGAAUGCCAUACCUGACAAUGGCCAGUCUGUGCAGCAGGGAACAUUGAAGGAGGAAAAUACUCAAGGGGAUGUAAAAAACAGUGCGCAGCCAUCAUCAAAUCAGACAGUGGUUUCUAAUGGAAAAAGUUCAGAGCAGGACCAUAUACAGAGUUUGACAACCAAAACUGUACAACAAACUGAUGCAACAGCAAAAGCUGAGACACUGCAGGACACAACAGAAAGCUCAGCACCAGAUCCAGUAAAAGAUGUUCCACCUGUUACUGUUAAAAUCAUAGAGGAACCUCACGUCAAUAAACCCCCACCCAGGGAUGAACAUAAAGAAGACUCAAUUAAAGUUAUCUAUGAGCUAAAAGAGUUCAGCAAUGAGGAAAUCAUCAGAUACAUUGAUCGAAGCUUUGCUUUUUGGAAAGAGAAGGAAGCCGAGCUUUUUGAUAUCUGACAACUACGUGGACUAAAGGUUUGCUAAAAGCCCAAUUCACUUGUACAACCAAAGAGGAAAUGCAUAAACAGCAAGAUCAGGGAAAUUAACCUGCAAAGUGGAGUAUGCUGAGAGAGGAAACUAAUCUGGUGUGUUAGCUUUUAGGCCAUGUCACAUAAGGGACUUAACGGCGGCAAAGCAAAGAGCAUCCACUUAGCUGUACCUGCUUUACAGUUUGCAUAUGCUGAAGUAGAUGUAAAGAAAGUCUGUGAUGUCAGAAGACAUAAUUUUAGUACAACUAUUUAAUUUUGAGUUGUGCUGCACCGAGAGCUUUUUGAAUCUAGUUUGAUUGGUUGCCAUGGUACACUGCUUCUAGGAAAACAGGUUUUAAAGGAAAAGAUUUGCCAUAAAAGUCAUGUAAUGUGUUUGUUCAGGUCAUCUUUGUCAUGAAGGAAAUAACUGGUAAAACUGCACACUUUGCUUAUAUUGAAUACUUCGGGGUUCACUUCAAAUCACACUCUGGUUAGACAUUUACAAGAAAUAAAAUAGCUAGAGAGGGGGAAGAAUAAUCAUUUUAAGGGAUAUUUGUCAAUGACUCAGUAUUUCCUAUUAGGGCACAUUAUUUACAUAAGUAAGUAAGAUGUGCCUACAUAGGCGGGUUCACAACAUGAGUACACUCUGCUUGUUACACACACAGGGACACAUGGAUGGGUUGCAGGUGGGUGAAAUAAUUCAUCAUUAAUGAGAAAAAUACAUACAUUCUCUAAAAUGUGAUCAGAGCAGAGAGCAGAACUGCUGUCCGAAACCCUAUUAAGAGAGACGCUGUGCGCAUCUACACACCGGGAACAGCAUAACUUCAUUGAU
Messenger RNA from Epinephelus lanceolatus (giant grouper), 3232 nucleotides. RefSeq names its product espin-like protein. Gene Ontology annotation, biological process: actin filament bundle assembly. Lineage: Eukaryota; Metazoa; Chordata; Actinopteri; Perciformes; Serranidae. The record is from RefSeq and is a predicted model, not a curated record. Gene Ontology annotation, cellular component: cytoplasm. Gene Ontology annotation, molecular function: actin filament binding.